Messenger RNA from Dioscorea cayenensis subsp. rotundata (Guinea yam), 3150 nucleotides. RefSeq names its product E3 ubiquitin-protein ligase hel2. Gene Ontology annotation, molecular function: ribosome binding; ubiquitin protein ligase activity. The coding region runs from base 118 to 2757 and encodes 879 amino acids. Gene Ontology annotation, biological process: protein ubiquitination; rescue of stalled cytosolic ribosome. The transcript has 7 exons. Lineage: Eukaryota; Viridiplantae; Streptophyta; Magnoliopsida; Dioscoreales; Dioscoreaceae. The record is from RefSeq and is a predicted model, not a curated record.
UGGUUGUCUUUCUAUAAAAUCCGAUUUCGGUCCUCGUUUGGUGAUCGCUGGCUCUCGAGUUCCUUUCGUCUUGAUCUUCUUCAACGUCGGCGGCGAUCCAAGACCGGCUGAUCGGAGAUGGAUGAUAGCUGCGCUGUGUGUGCGGACGCGUUGGAGUGGGCGGCAUAUGGGCCGUGUGGGCACCGUGAGGUUUGCUCGACGUGUGUGAUCCGGCUUCGCUUCGUCCUUGAUGAUCGCCGCUGUUGUAUCUGCAAGACUGAGAACCCCUUCGUCUUUGUCACCAAGGCGAUGGGGGAUUAUACAAGGGUGAUAACAGAUUUCUCAAAGUUUCCGACUGGUGCGACGGAGGGGAAGUCAGGGGAGUUUUGGUACCACGAGGGAAGUCAGGCAUACUUUGAUGAUAUGGAUCAUUACAGGAUGAUAAAGGCUAUGUGCCGUUUAUCUUGUAGUGUUUGCGAUAAGAAUGCAGGAGAGCAAGCGACUGAGCCUGCAAGGAGGAGAAGUGGUUUUAGGAGUAUAGAGCAGUUGAAGGGGCAUCUUUUUCAUCAGCAUAGAUUGUUUAUGUGCAGUCUUUGCUUGGAAGGGAGAAAGGUAUUUAUUUGUGAGCAGAAGCUUUACACUAGGUCACAACUAAAUCAACAUGUAAGCACUGGUGAUUCAGAAGUGGAUGGCAGUGAGAGUGAGCGAGGUGGGUUUAUGGGGCAUCCCAUGUGUGAGUUCUGCAGGAGCCCGUUUUAUGGUGAUAAUGAACUGUACUUGCACAUGUCCACUGAACAUUAUACUUGCCAUAUAUGCCAAAGGCAGCAUCCUGGGCAGUAUGACUAUUUUAAAAAUUAUGAUGACCUGGAGACACAUUUUCGCCAAGAACAUUUCCUAUGUGAGAAUGAAGCAUGCUUGGCAAAGAAAUUUAUUGUUUUCCAAAAUGAAGCUGAAAUGAAGAGACAUAAUGCUAUUGAGCAUGGGGGACACAUGUCCCGUUCUCAAAGGAAUGCUGCCCUUCAGAUACCGACUAGUUUUAGAUUUCGACGUACUGAACAAGAGCAGCGGCGAGGCAGAGGACGUGGGUAUCGUUCUGAUCCUUCUGAUAACCAAUUAUCUAUGGCUAUUCAAGCCAGCCUUGAGGCAGCAGCUAUUGGAGACAGUAGCUCUCAUGAUUCUACUUCUGGUGCUCGAAUAGUAUCUGAACAAAGGGAAACAAAUCAUAUGGGUGCAGUUUCUAAGUCAUUUGAAUCACUAAAUGUCAAUUCUGGUUCUGGAUCUUCUUCUAGAUCAGGCACAAUACAAAACCAGAACUCACAAAGUGCUCCAAUUCUAGAGGACUUGUCCUUCCCCGCCCUUACUGAUAGAGAACCGCCUGAGACUUCUUCCAGAUAUGCUCAAGCUCUUCAGAGCUCUGUGAAUGCUGCUGAUCUUAAAGAAGAGUCUUUUCCUCCGCUCCCUGGGUCAAAAAAGAGUGGUAAGCAGAAAGCUAGACAAGGAUCACAAGGUUUGGGGAGAAGUACUAUGGCAAACCACCUUCAAAUCCGUCAGGGAAAUUCUUCUGGUUCCUCUAGUCAUACUUUCACACCAUCUGGUUCUUCAAGAUCAUCCCAGAUUGGACCAGAAGCAAGACAUCAAGUUGCACGGCGUUCUGUUACACCAGAGGCUUGGCCAGCAAUAGGUCGUGGUGCUCCAUUGGCCAGUGCUGCAAAUCCACAGGUAAUGUCGGCAAGAGAAAAUGGCCCAAUUUCUUCUGGUCUUGCUUGGAAUGCAAACAAUGGAACUAGGCUGAGGCACUCUGCUUCAGAUCCUAACCUCACUCAGGGUAGAUUUUUAAGCCAACCUUCAUCAACUAUGGCUUCUGUUGCUACUGAUAGAAGUCAAGCAUCAUCAUCAUCAUCAUCAUCAUCAUCAUCAUCAGGAGGCAGUCAGCCACUGCCAAAAGUUGAGGAUGUUCAAACGGCAAAUAAGUCUUUGGUAGAAAGAAUUAUUGCAAGCUUAGAUAAUGACGAGGACAAGUAUGCUGCAUUCAAAACCAUAUCUUCUGAAUACCGCCAGAAUUUGAUAAAUACUCCUGAAUAUCUUUCUUAUGUUCAGCAGUUUGGUUUGAUGCACCUUGUUCUUGAGCUUGCCCAGCUUUGUCCAGAUGCUCAGAAACAGAAAGAACUUAUUGAGGCCUACAACGCAAGUGUGCGUGGCAAGGGUUCGGUAGAAAAUAAUGUAAACAAUCCCCAAAGAUCAAAAGGGAUUAACAUUCCCAAGAAGGGGAAGGACAAAGGUAAAGACGGUUCCAGCAGUACCAAUGCAAAGGAUGCUUUGACUGAUAACUUCCUUAACACAGUGCGGAAACUUCAGUCAGAACGCAUAUCUCAGGAGGAAGAGAUAGAGGUAGAGGUUUUAUUAAAGGAUGGGUACCGAGCAGCCAAAGGCAAGAAAGCUACUCUUUCCAGUUCCAAUUCGAAUACUGUGAGUGUGCAGUUGACAGACUCUAGUGGUGAUGAUGAUUCUUCAAAAACUGUUACCAGCAUCACCGGUCAGAAACCAGAUGAUGGAGGGAGCAGCAAGCAACGCAAGAGGACCAGCAAAUUUAAUAGAAUUCGUCUCGGUGAUGGUUCAGCAGCCGCCCUUCUCAACCUUGGCCGUGUGGACGUCAGCCCCCCACGACCGGAACGAGAGUCUGGUGAAGAACCAUCAGAUCGAUCAGCUGUCCGGGGAGUUUGGAAAAAUGGUGGUGGGCAGAGGCUUGUUGCCAGUGUUCAAAAGAGUCCAGCCAAGUAAAUGCUACUUCUAAUUCUACGAGCUGAUAAGCUCAAAUUCUGUGAACAAAAGCUCGCAAGGUUUGGAGUGCAACUUUGGGUGACGACUUUUUUUUGAAUCACCAAAGCUUAAAUUUUUGCUGUGAUCUUGCCAUUCUCAUCUGCAUCUGCUGCUUGAACAACUCGGUGGUUCAAAAUUGUAGGUUGUAUGAAUUGGGAAAAUCACAAGAUCAAAAGUUACUGGUAACUCAGUUCAUCUGAAGUACCUAGACUACCUUUUUGUUAUACUUAUGUUUAAAACUGUUGAUAUAAGUUUCUUUGUUGUUCCAUAUCUUAAUAGCACAUUUCCGAGGAUGGAUUUUGUUUCAGUGUUAUUGGUGUCAAUUUUGUUGCAAGACUGAUCUUUUCUUUGCUA